Messenger RNA from Drosophila busckii, 921 nucleotides. RefSeq names its product chymotrypsin-2. The transcript has a single exon. Gene Ontology annotation, molecular function: serine-type endopeptidase activity. Gene Ontology annotation, biological process: proteolysis. The coding region runs from base 5 to 838 and encodes 277 amino acids. The record is from RefSeq and is a predicted model, not a curated record. NCBI's taxonomy places the organism in Eukaryota, Metazoa, Arthropoda, Insecta, Diptera, Drosophilidae.
UACAAUGAGAACAUUGCUAAGUCUUCUGCUCACGCUCUGCCUGCUGCAGCUGCUCGCGGUUACGCACAGCGUCGAUGGACUACGAUCUGCGUCAGCGUCAACGCUGGCAGCGCUGCCGCAGCAGCAGAGCUUCAGUGCACGCAUUGUGGGCGGCAAUGAGGCAGCUCUGGGCGAUUGGCCUGGCAUUGUAAGCAUACAAAAUCGAUUUGGCUUUCCCUUCUGCAGUGGCAGCAUCAUCGACGAUCGUUGGGUACUCACAGCAGGCAGCUGUUUGUCCGGACUGCGUGCACCGAAUUUGCUGCUGCUGGCGGGCACUACAGCCAGCUGGAACCUCAGCGCUGUGGGCUACUAUGCGGACAAGAUCUACGUGCAUUGCAACUACGAUAAGCCGCUUUAUCACAAUGACAUAGCACUCAUACACUUGACUACUGACGUGGAGUACAAUGAUUACAUCAAGAAGCUGCCACUGGCUGCGCUGGAUGAACUGCAGCUGCAGGAGCCGCUAAACUUUGCUGGCUGGGGCGCUGUUGAAGAAGAAGGCAGCAUAUCGGUACCAUUAAUGCAGGCAAGCGGCAGCUACUUGGACGUGCCUGCAUGUCGUCGCGCUCUAGGCAACACUGAGAAUGUGGACGAGGGUCAUGUGUGCGUGCAGCUGCCGCAGGGACAAGGCAUGUGCUACAGCGAUGCGGGUGCUCCGCUUAUCAAUGCUCAAGGUCAGCUGGUGGGCAUUGGAAACUGGGGCGUGCCCUGCGGCCGAGGCUUUCCAGACGUCUAUAGCCGCGUUGCCUUUUAUCACGACUGGAUACGCAGCACCAUUAACGGCUAUGCCUUGGGUUAAACAGCUGAAAUUAUUUGCUUUAUAGACUUUUGAUUUGUUUAUGCUGCAAUAAAUAUUGAACGAUUUGUUUUAUCUAAACUCGA